UCGCCUCAGCUAUUCCUAAAACACGUAAGUCCUCUCUCUCUCUCUCUCGCUCUGUGUGCUUUUUCUCUCUCUAAAACUCGUACGCGUGCGUAUGUAUUUUUUGGCACCAGUUGGGUUGUGUAAUUUCUAGAAUUUUACCAAAUUUGUUCCACUUCUAGCUAGGGUUCGUCUGAGAUGGGUCGGGCUAUCCGAUACCGGAGGUCCUCACUAACUCAUUUUCAUUCGCUUUCUCAAUCUUUCGAAUCUAGGUUUUGAUUUUGCUUCGCCGUCUUUUUUUCUCAAAGCGGGCGAAGAGAACUUUUUUUUAAUGGUCUUUGGAUUGGAUUUUGGGUUUCUUGUCUACUGAAUUGUUGAAGUUUAGGCUUUUGUUGGAUUUAGGAUUGGUUCGAUUGAAAAUCGAGUGAUUUUGGGGGAGAAGACGUCACGAGAAUCGCGAACUGGAGCUGACUGAGAAAACAAAGAUUUAUAGGGGCUGCAUUUUGAAUUUGAACCAGCAAUUGGCGUUGAGUACUGAAGGAAAGAUUUGUGGAGACUGCAAUCUUGACGUGACAUAUUGUUUUACGGUUAGGUUUUUAUGCGCUCCAUCUGAAUUUGAAGUCUUGGAUUUACUUUCUUGGCUAGAAGAGAAGUUAUUGGGUUGUGUGGAGCUGUUGACGUGUGCGGAAUUCGGAAGCUAGAUCUCUUUCGCCUGCUAUCUCCGUAGACUACACAGGGCAGAGAGAAUCCAAAAAGUUCUUGAAUUGGGGGAGUCUAGGGAUAUGAUGGGUAAAACCAGGAAAGUUUCCAAGGGUAACUCGAUUGGCUUUGUGCCAGAUUAUCGGCAUGCAUUGGAAACAGUUGCUGAGUCAGAAGGUUUUGUCAGUUCGGGCCGGGCUGAUAUAGAAAUGGGUGUUUCCCAGGACCCCUGUGCUCCAAAUAGGAAGUGCAUCAGCUUGAACGUGGAUGGUUUUGAUAGGUCAGUUGUGCCGACUCAGCACCUUUCUCUGUCUAUGAUGUCACCUUUUGAGAGGAGGGAUUUACAAAUCAGGUUGAAGACCGAGCUUGAUAAAGUGUUAAAGCUUCAGAGAAAAUUAGCUUCUUUCAGUUCAAACGUUGCAGCCCUUCCACCGGCUGCUGUUGUUGAUGCUUAUGAUCAAGGGCCGAAUGGACAUGUUAUGGCAGAACCCUUGCCCCUUUCUUCAAAGAAGAAGAAAGUCCCUCCCGGAAGAAAUGGGCCCCGCACUAAAGGCGGGCCAAAUAACAGAAACGAACUUGUGAAGCAGCAGGGUCAUCCAAAGAAUACCAGCUUUGUCAUGUUGAUGAAGCAGUGUGAAACACUGUUAACUCGGCUAAUGGGGCAUCAACAAGCUUGGAUUUUUAACGAGCCAGUUGACAUUGUAAAACAUAAUAUUCCGGAUUACUUCAAUGUUAUUAAGCAUCCGAUGGAUUUAGGGACUGUGAAAAGUAAGCUACUUUCAAAUCAGUAUAGCAACCCAAUGGAUUUUGCUGCCGAUGUUAGACUCACAUUCAAAAAUGCGAUGACGUAUAACCCAGUUGGACAUGCUGUCCAUAGUAUGGCUGAUGCAAUGAGUAAAUUCUUCGAAACGAGAUGGAAACCGAUUGAGAAGAAGAUUUCGUCCAGAGUGGACGAAUCGACGAUUACAAAAUCAAGUGGCGUUGUGGAAACUGAGAGUGCUUAUUUGCAUCCAGCUAAGAAGCAGAAAACUACUUCUGUGGAAAACAAUGUCAGGCAUGAGAAAGAAAAGCGGGCGAUGAGUGAAGGUGAGAGACAGAAACUAGGUAUGGACCUGGAGGAAUAUCUGGCUGAAUUGCCAGAUAACAUAGUCAGUUUUCUGAAGGAGAGCACCUCCAAUAGUAGUCAAGUGAGUGAGGAUGAGAUUGAAAUUGAGCUGGAUACUCUAAGCGAUGAAAUUCUGUUCAAAUUGCGGAAAAUGUUGGAUGAUUUUCUUAUGGAGAGGCAGAAAAAACAAAUAAACCCAGAGACCUGUAAAAUUGAGAUGCAAAAGGAAUCAGGGUUUGACAGAUUAGCUAGCCAGCCUGGAAAAGAAAAUGCGCCUGUUGAUGAUGUGGAUAUUGGAAUAAAUGGCGCACCACCUGCAUCCAGUUCCCCCUUAAUUAAAACUCAUGAGGAUGCUGCGAGGAGGAACAAUAAAUGCAGUAGUUCAAUGGGCUCUGGUAGUGAGUCGGGCUCCUCGUCUUCUGAUACAGAAUCCGGGAGUUCUGCAUGUGAUAUAGAUGAUGACAAGAAGUCUGUUCUUGCUAGUUCUGCAACCGGAAUUGCAGAUGCUUUAGUAAAGCAGGAGCAACUAAGGGAGGACCCGAACAGUGGAGAUUCCUUGAACGGAAAUGCUGAUGAGCAAAAUACAGCAUCAAACCCUUCUUCGUCUAUUGAGCCACAUUGUCACCGAGAGGAAAGCAUGAUUGCUGGCUUUCUUCAUUGCAUUCUCGCUCCCUUGCCUGCACCUGGAGAAAAACCUGAUCCCGAGAAACUGAAGCUCGACAAAGAAGAGGUUGAAAGGCGGAGGAAAGAAGGUUUGACUUGUAUUUUUCACUUGUCUAUUUUUGUCGUGGAACUGAUGGAGAAGACUGUUGAAAUCAAUGAAAGCAGCCAAUUUAUGGAAGAUCUGGAGAUGCUAAGGUCUACACAAGACGAGCCAUUGCAAAGCUUCAUAGAGGCCGCAAGCCCUGAAAAUUCUCCAAAUGUUCUUGGUAGUUUUAAGUUCCAAGCAAGCACUAAUCCACUUGAGCAGCUUGGUUUGUAUAUGAAGAACGAUGAUGAUGAGGAAGAAGAAGAAAUCGAACCUCAGAGCAAGCUGGAUGCUUCAAAUGAUCCGGAGGAAGGAGAGAUUGAUUGA
Molecule: messenger RNA, 2855 nt
Organism: Striga asiatica
Lineage: Eukaryota; Viridiplantae; Streptophyta; Magnoliopsida; Lamiales; Orobanchaceae
Source: the annotation of a GenBank genome assembly